This is a messenger RNA of Raphanus sativus (radish), 1145 nucleotides long. RefSeq lists its product as uncharacterized. Lineage: Eukaryota; Viridiplantae; Streptophyta; Magnoliopsida; Brassicales; Brassicaceae. The coding region runs from base 189 to 965 and encodes 258 amino acids. The record is from RefSeq and is a predicted model, not a curated record. The transcript is spliced from 5 exons.
AUAAAAUAAAUAAACAAAAACCGCCUAAGCCGCUAGGUUUUUUUUUUUUAUAAACACCGCUCGAUAUCUGGGGGGUGGAGGAGCGGUCGGUGGUCUUUAAUCUGCGGCGGUUCCCGAAUCCUCUGCUCUUUGCUCUCCUUUAGAUUCUGGGGGAGCCAAUUUUCUUCUUCUUUUCUCUUCCUUUCGCCAUGAGUUCCUCGAUCCAGAUCGUUGUUGAGACGCAAGUGGAAGCUUCUUUGUCUCUUAAAGAUCAGGAUGAAAAGAAGACUGAAGUAGUGAGCAACGAGCUGAGUUUCGGGAACCAUGGCGGAUGCUGUGCAAUAUGUUUGGAUACUAUACCUCUUCAAGAAACUGCUAUGGUCAAAGGCUGUGAACAUGCUUACUGUGUGACGUGCAUACUCCGUUGGGCAAGUUACAAAGAGAAACCUACCUGCCCACAAUGUAAGCAUCCAUUUGAUUUUCUCGAUCUCCACCGCGCUCUUGAUGGAAGCGUUGAAGAUUUCAUGUUCGAGGAGAGCGUCUGCCUCCUCCUGAGAGCAUCGUGGUUUCUUCCACUGGAAGCAGUGGAGCGGGUGUCGUACAACGGCAACGACAAUUAUGAUUUCGACAUUCCACCGGAGUAUGAAGAGGAAGACGAAGAUGACCUUGACGAGUUUUAUCUGCACGGUUCGAAUCUUCGUUUAGGGAACAGGAGGUGGGGAGACAAUGGAUUCGUCAGGUCAGGCCGCCAAGAAGCGAGGCCGGCCCAGGCCCAACAUAAGCACCACCGAGGUGGCCAAGCCUCUGGUUCUGAAUCAGGCUCUUCUUCUUCCUCCUUGCGUGAGGCAAAGGAGAAGACUAACAACAGUCCUGCAACAGGCAGGCGUGCCAAGAGGGCGAUGAAGCGUGAAGCUGCGAACAAAGCUGCAGAAGUAGUUGCAGCUGCAAAGCAUGAGGCUCUUUUGGUUAGGCUGGGAAGGAAGUGAGUGAUGGUUGUAUCUCUGUAAUUAAAAUCAAGCCACAGCCUCUAAAUGCACUAACUUCUUUACUAAUCUGUACAGCAAUUAGUAUUCAAUAAUGGUCGAACGACAAGACUUGCUUUAUCUUUGUCGUCGAAGAUACUUUGUUAGAGUUUUAUUUGUUUAAUCUCACAAAUUUCUUGAUCA